Cavia porcellus (domestic guinea pig) is the source of this 4868-nucleotide messenger RNA. It is a transcript of the gene Pnpo, whose product is annotated as pyridoxamine 5'-phosphate oxidase. Gene Ontology annotation, molecular function: RNA-directed DNA polymerase activity; FMN binding; RNA-DNA hybrid ribonuclease activity. The record is from RefSeq and is a predicted model, not a curated record. The coding region runs from base 2092 to 3930 and encodes 612 amino acids. NCBI's taxonomy places the organism in Eukaryota, Metazoa, Chordata, Mammalia, Rodentia, Caviidae. Gene Ontology annotation, biological process: pyridoxine biosynthetic process; viral process; RNA-templated DNA biosynthetic process. The transcript has 3 exons.
GCCAUGUGUCUGGCUACCUGCACAAGGGAAGGGAAGCCCUCUGCCCGCAUGCUGCUGCUGAAGGGCUUCAGCCAGGACGGCUUCCGCUUCUUCACCAACUUCGAGAGCCGGAAAGGAAAGGAGCUGACUUUGUCGUGUGUCCUUCCUGCCGGCCGGGAGCGGACAUCGACAUUUGGAGGCCCGCCCGGGGACUGAUCACCCCCGAGACGUGGAAGUGGACAACGCUCCAGUACAGAGCUGCGAGACAGGUGAGUUGGGGAUAAGCCUGGGCUCUGGGUGGCGCGCACCUACAGGGCUUUUAGACUCCCCUCAGGCUCACGCGUAAGUGGCGGAUUCCUUGGGCCUCACGCGGUGAGUAACAUAUUAAAAGAUGGGAAACAUGUUAGGUAGCAACAUUAAGAGCGAGGGUGGUUGUGGAGAAAGCUCUCAAGAGCUUACAAAAGUACGCAGGGUAUCUGAGCAGGCCCAGUCAGGGAGCUCCCGAGAGGGGUCCGUCAAGGGGAACAAGGAUGCUAAGGAGGAGGACGGGGCUCUAGCCUCGGAGUCGUCUGACUCCGAGGACGAGGGAAAGUUGAAUGGCAAGGAGGCCAAAGAGACCAGCUGUCAGGAGCCUAAGUCGCUCAAUAAGGGGUCGCAGGGUUCUUUUCCAGCGUUGCCCCGCGAAUUGCGCUCUGCUCAACCUGGUCUGCGGAGGAGUAGAGAGCUCCUGAGCGCUCCCCGGCGCGAGAGGGAGGCGAAGCCUUCCGCCCCACCUUGGGGGCCGUUUCCGGAGGCGAUUCCUCGCCACGAGGCGGCCGCCUGGGAGCUCUCUCCCCUUUCGCCAGAACAGGAAGUGAUGCACGGGCCCCCAUUUUCCGCCCAAUCACGGCCGCUGUCUUAUGCUCCGCCGCCGGCGGGUCGGUAUUUUUACAGGCGGCUUUGGCAGGGGGGACGCUUGUCUCAUGAGGUACAUCCACCUGGGAUAGAUAGUGGCCCCUACGGGAUAUUUCCUGUACAAGUAGCUAUGGGCCAGGGACGCAAUGUAUGGGAGCCUUUUGAGAUAAAGCAGAUUAGAGAACUUAAAAAUGCAGUUACAACCUUUGGGCCGACUGCGCCUUACAUCAUUGCCAUGCUGGAGAAUCUGUCUUCUGGGCCCCUCACCCCCGCGGACUGGAUUCAGCUGGCAAAGGCGUGUCUGCCCUCGGGCAGUUACCUGGAUUGGCGAGCCUGGUACGCAGAGUUCUCUGCAGAGCAGGCUGAGAGAAACGCCAAUCGGGGAAACCGGGGGUGGAACAAGGAAAUGCUUAUGGGAGAAGGUCGGCACGCUGAUGACCAGACCCAGUUCCCCGGCGCUGUCUAUGAACAAAUCAAUGCCAUAGGGCUCCGCGCCUGGAAACAGGUAAGUGGUGCCGGAACAGCCUCCUUGUGUCUUUCAAAAAUAAUUCAGGGUACCACAGAGCCAUUUGUUGACUUUGUGGCCCGAAUGCAAGAUGCUGCCGAUAAGAUAUUUUCUGAUCCGGGAGUGGCUCAACCGCUGGUAAGACAGCUGAUUUUUGAGCAAUGUACAAAGGAGUGCAAGGCAGCGAUAGCUCCUCAUAAGAACAAGGACCUCAACGCCUGGAUUAGGAUAUGCAGAGAGAUAGGGGGGCCGCUCUCCAACUCGGGAGUGGCUGCUCUCCUGGCCGCGGCUGUACAGCAGAGGGGACCUCGCGGGUUAGAAGGGGAAUGUAAGGCUAAAGGGUGUUUUGCCUGCGGGGAGCCAGGACACAUUAAACGUCAUUGCCCAAACAAUGCAGAUGCUAGGCCUCGCCCUAGGAAUGAAGAACCAUAUGUUUGUGGGCGAUGCAAAAAGGGAUCACACAAAGCUGAGGAGUGUAGGUCGGUCUUUGAUGCUCAGGGCAACCGUAUUUGUGGACAAGAUGCUAGAGAGCCAAAAAACGGCCAGAGGGGGCCCCCUUCACAGCCGGGCCCCCGCCCCAGAGACAGGACAGCUCAGGGUGGCAGCCUUCAACAAGGGCCACCCCUGGGUCAGCAGGUGUGGACCUCAGUGUCGCCUCCAGACUUAUACAGAAGGUCACCAUUAGGACGGAUGGCGUUAGGACCCUAAAUGACAUGCAAAAGCUAUUGGGAGACAUUAAUUGGAUUAGGCCAUAUUUACAUAUACCAAAUUCAGAUCUCAAACCCCUGUUCGACCUUCUGAAGGGAGACCCAGAUAUAGCCUCCCACAGGAGGCUCACUCCUGAGGCAAGAGCUGCCUUACAGAGAGUGGAAAAAGCCUUAGGUGGGGCUACCUUACACAGAAUUGAACCAGGGCGACCCUUUGAUGUCUGUUUGCUACAGACUAGUCUACAGCCUACAGCGGUGAUUUGGCAGAAAGGACCACUACUGUGGAUACACCCUAAGGUCUCACCUACAAAAGUCAUAGAGCAUUACCCGGAGGCAGUCGCUUCAUUGGCCCUUGAAGCGCAUGAUAGAGCUGUCCAACAUUUUGGCUCAGGACCACAAGCCAUCCGAGUACCCUAUACCGCCAGCCAGAUCAAGACCCUGGCUGCCUGCAUAGAUACCUGGGCCAUUCUGAGAUGUGUUUUCCAUGGGGAUAUAAACAAUCAAUACCCUAAAGACCCUAUCUUGUCAUUUGUCACUCAGCACCCUAUAAUUUUUCCAAAGGUUACUGCCUCUGAGCCAUUAGUCCUAGCAACUACAAUAUACACAGAUGGCUCCAAGACGGGGAUAGGCGCCUAUGUGAUCCUAGGCAAGCCCCCGGUUACCAUACAAUUUAAACCAGAUCAGCCUCAGGUGGUAGAACUGCAGAUCGUUAAAAUGAUUCUUGAACGGUUCUCAGAAGCCAUUAACAUUGUCUCCGAUUCUAGGUAUGUGGUCAAUGCUAUGCAAGUGCUUGAGACUGCCAGUUUAAUUAGAUCCACUUCCACAGUGGCUGGACUGUUCCUGUCUAUCCAGACAUUGCUUCAGAACAGACACCAUAAGGUCUUCACCACCCACAUAAGAGCACAUACAUCCCUGCCGGGGCCCAUGGCACAGGGGAAUGCGGCUGCUGACACUGCCACUCGCCCGUUAUGGAUUUUUACCUUACUAACACCAAUCGAGCGAGCCCGUGCCUUCCAUGAUAAGUUUCAUGUUAAUGCCAGGACACUAGCAAACCAUUUCCAUGUUUCUAGAGCAGAUGCACGAGAUAUCGUGCGACUAUGUGACUCCUGUGCCACAUACAAACCUGCCAUACCGAUGGGAGUAAACCCUCGAGGUUUGAUCCCUGGUGAUGUUUGGCAGAUGGACAUCACACAUAUACAGGAGUUUGGGACUCUUAAAUAUGUUCAUGUUUCCACAGACACCUGUUCUCACGUCAUAUUCGCAACAGCAGAAACAGGUGAAAAAGUGUCUAAUGUGAUCAAUCAUUGCCUGGCAGCUUGGGCCGCAUGGGGCAAACCAAAAAUAUUAAAAACUGAUAAUGGACCAGCCUAUAUAGGCAAAGCCUUCAAUGAGUUCUGCAAAAUGAUGGAGGUUCAAUUAAAACAUGGUAUCCCAUACAAUCCCCAAGGUCAAGGAAUCAUUGAGAGGGCUCAUAGAAGCCUCAAAGAAAUUUUACAAAAACAAAAAGGGGGAGUAGGCCAAGGCCUGGCCCCAAAGGCACGAUUAUCCAUGGCACUAUUCACACACAAUUUUUUAAAUUUAAAUAAUGAUAAUCGCUCCCCAGCUGUGGAGCACUGCAACCCUUCCCCCAACCAUAAAGGGUGGGUGAAGUGGAAAGAUGUCCUGACAGGACAAUGGAUGGGCCCGGAUCCAGUGGUCAGCUGGAACCGAGGCGCGGUUUGUGUUUUCCCACAGGAACCGGGACGAGAACCACUGUGGAUACCGGAGAGACUGACACGGGCAACAAAGCCCUCGACUGAAGAUCAGACCUGCCCUACUGGAGAUCCAUCACAGACCAACCAAUAAGAUGAAUAGAAAUAGCGGUAGCCCGAAAUGGACAAGAAGAUCCUCAGGCAUAUGCAUGGCUUGCUCAAUUGGCCCACGACCGAGUCUAGAUAUGGCGGGCAUCCCUCAUUCUCCUCCAUAAGGUGACAAUACACAGCAGGGUAGGUGAGUCAAUGACGGGUAAGAGCGUGCCUCCCCAGCACGACUCGACCUAAGCCAGGCCCUACCCCAUCCUGCACGUAAGCCGCUGGACUGUUAGAUGCUGCCCAGGUCUAAAUUUCUCUCCGAGGGGAUUUCUUUACGGAGAGGAAAUGAGUGCAAGCUUGUGUGCAUCCAGGUUCCGUCCAGUUUGUGCCUGGCCCUAGAAAAAGGACGAGGGCCUCAGGGCCUUGGCAGACCAUGGCAUGGCCAACCAGGGUCUAAGCCAAGGACCUACGGUGGGCCUACACAUAGGGCAUAAGCCUCUGCACCCAGUCCAGGAAGGGCUACGAUGCGCACAUUCAUAAAAAAUAAAAUAGGGGGAGAUGUUGGGAGCCGCGUCUGUGAUAGCUCGCCUUGCGCGGCGGACGUGCGGCCUGUGGUAAAGAGCAAAGCCUGAGGUAGAUUACCCCUCCCAUCGAAUAUGUUAGUUUCCUGCUUACCGCGUAAACAACCCGCUCAACAAUAUAGUCUGCCUGGCAACUGAUGAUGUUAGCCAAUCAGCUUGCCUUGCUUACUUUAACAUGAUUGGACACUGUACCCGUAUAUAUACCGGUGCCACCCCUGGGCGGAAGGAGAAGCCAGGUAGAAGCCCAGAAGUAAAAGCCCAAAAGGAGCCGCGGAGAGCGGACCGGUAGAGGCUUUGGGGCAGACUGAAGCACAAAAGGAGCCGCGGGGAGCGGACCAGAGGAGGCUUCAGCUGGGAGAACCCAGGGCAGGCUGUACGGAGAAGGAAAAUAAAAAGAAAAGGUUGUCCACUA